AUGUUCGUCUCUCCCUCUGCUGAGCACCAUAUUGCGUUUCCCACAAAGCCCAAGCCCCUCCUCCCCAUCUUCACAUUCGCCCAGAGCCAGAGCUGCAUGAACCUAAGGAUGGACUUGGAUGUGUUGGACUUUCAAGGUUGUGGAAGGAGUGGAUUCGACUGCUCGAGGAGCGAACUAGACCUCGCGCGCCCCAAGGACGCGUAUCAAAGCCCGCUGCAGAGGAUCGGCCAGGCGCUGCGGGUACAGCAACAGACGAGCUCGAAUGCGAUAACGACUGCGCCAUCCACCACAACUCAGCAGGAACCUGUGCCACUGCCCGAAUCGCAAAGUCCCGCGCGCCCCACUACGAACUUCUUCCACAAGCUCCGCUUCGACGCUAGCGCACCCACAUCUGAGAUCAAGACAGGAAACAAUGCAGUUCUGGGCGCUGAGAGAGACUCGACCGACACGGGCAGCAUGGUUGGGUCUAUGACGAAGGCUCAGCAGCAAACACCGCAGAACAGAGGCUACUUUCCGGGCACAAGCUUACUUUCUUUCUUUAGCAAUCCACGGACGCGCGCACCUUUCAAGCCGCAAAAGUCGAAUCGCGGCACAAGCAGCUGGCAGUUGAAGCAGUAUGCCGAGGCCACACUGGGCAGUGGCAGCUUAAGGAAGGCUGUCAAGCUACCAGAGGGCGAAGACAAGGACGAAUGGCUGGCUCAGAAGCUCGAGGCAUGGCUGACAAAAAUGCCAGUCGUCGACUUCUACAACCAGAUCAACCUACUCUAUGGCUCCAUCACCGAGUUCUGCUCGCCCCAGAGCUGUCCUGAGAUGAAAGCCACCGACGACCCACCAAGAUGCCUGCCCCACAAUACAUCGCAGCACCUUAUGGCAUGGGUCCAGUCCAACGUCGACAACGAAUCCAUGUUCCCCUCGCGCAUCGGCGUCCCCUUCCCCAAGACCUUCCCCGCAUUGAUUCGGAACAUGUUCAAGCGUCUAUACCGAGUCUAUGCUCACAUCUACUGCCACCAUUACCCGGUCGUCAUCGAGCUUGGUUUGGAGCCGCAUCUCAACACGAGCUUCAAGCACUACGUCCUAUUCAUCGACGAGCAUGGCUUAGCAAACGGGAGCAAGGACUUCUGGGGGCCCUUGGGCGACUUGGUCGAGAGUAUGUUGAGGAGCGACUAG
Messenger RNA from Parastagonospora nodorum SN15, 1167 nucleotides. RefSeq lists its product as hypothetical. Gene Ontology annotation, biological process: positive regulation of protein phosphorylation; signal transduction; cell division. Gene Ontology annotation, cellular component: cytoplasm; nucleus. The coding region runs from base 1 to 1167 and encodes 388 amino acids. The record is from RefSeq and is a predicted model, not a curated record. Lineage: Eukaryota; Fungi; Ascomycota; Dothideomycetes; Pleosporales; Phaeosphaeriaceae. Gene Ontology annotation, molecular function: protein kinase activator activity. The transcript is spliced from 3 exons.